Talaromyces stipitatus ATCC 10500 is the source of this 2418-nucleotide messenger RNA. RefSeq lists its product as uncharacterized. Bases 1 to 2418 code for a protein of 805 amino acids. NCBI's taxonomy places the organism in Eukaryota, Fungi, Ascomycota, Eurotiomycetes, Eurotiales, Trichocomaceae. The record is from RefSeq and is a predicted model, not a curated record. The transcript is spliced from 9 exons.
AUGAAAGAGAUUUUUGCCAAGGCCCAAUGUGAGCGCCUGGAACCUGCAAACAGAUUACCAGCGAUUAUUAGCCAAAAUACCCUAGAUGCAGUUCUGAGAUUGUCGAAAAUGACAUUGGAUCAACUACUGCAAGCUCCUCACAACGAAAAGUUAAUUCUCCUGAAGUUCGGGCCAGAUAUAGUCCGCAUAGCCGCUGCAAAAGAAGUACUGCGAGAGUGUGAUGCGUGGUGGGCUGUCGACUUGUAUUUGGAUGAGGCGGACGGUUACCUGCGACGUCAAUUAAGAGAACAAUAUUCAAACCAAACAAAUUUUUGUGAUGGCGACAUAUAUUCCAAAAUCCGCGUGUAUCGAAAGCAACGAUCUGAGGCUUCCCGCAACAACGACAUGGAUGCGGUUAGGACAUACCGCUUCGCAGAAGGACGAUGGUGGGCAAGGUUAUCGGCGAGUAAUCAGGGGAUCCUCAAACAGCUUUUUGAUAAGAAGCACAAGAAAUACGUCACUGAACUAGACGCCUUUCUCAAUUUCCCCGCUCUCUUAGCGGGAGAUGUUACAGUGGAUAGAGCUCUUGCAAAUAACACGGAAUGGAUUAAUAUGACAGAUAGGCCGACUUUACGAAAGCUUGAGAGCCGGAUCCCAAAAUUCUGUAAAGAAGAUGAGAAUAUGAUACGACAAGGAAUGAGUAACCGGAAUUCGGACGAGGAAGAGAUGUCGAUCGACGAAUCCUUCAAAGAAAUGUUCACAGAUAUCAACCAGAAGGACGAUGAGGUUUUGAUACAAGUACAGAAAUACUCACUAAUACCGUAUCCCGGGGAAAAGGACGCUGGGCAAUCAAAACCUCAACCCGAGAAGGACAUAACCGUGUGGUAUACCUUUGCGACACUCGCUUAUCAGCUAGGCUUUGAAUCAAACAAGAUCCAAACCCUCAAAUCGCAAGAUCCCGACCGUGAGAAGGCCCGUGCUGUAUUGUUGGGUGCUCGAAAUCCUAAUGAAUUCAUCUACGAUGAGGUGUUAUUUGCCCGCUUCCAGGAUGAGAUUUGUUCCAUGUGUGCAACUGCCACAGAAAGAUCAACAGCCACGCAACUCCGCUUCCGAACCAUAGACGGCGGUGAAAGUAUAAAGCGCCGUUCUGGGCGUCCAUUGCAUAUAAAUAUUAUCGGGAACGACUUUUCGCCCAUGCUUUCUGGAGCCCAGUGGAGAAUGACGGCCAGGGGUGUCACCGCGCUCUCAAUCCGUGUCUCCAUAUGCAAUGCCUACUUUGGAGAUUGUUUCUCCAAAAUCUCUACCAACCCCCUUGGGCCGGCAUUCAGCAUUUCCAAGCCUCUGAACGGCAUGAAUGCAACAAGGGAUGCACUGCAAAAACUCAAUGACCAGAUUGGGGCACUUCAAGAAGAGCUCGACUUCACCAGAAGAGAUAAGCAGAGCAUCGACAGCAAAAUCUCGAACUUCAGGCGCGGACAGAUUGCAAAUUUUCGAUCUCAGCUAGGGGAUCUCGAGAGCAGAAUGCACAACGCGGCCAGAAAUGCUUCGAUAGUUGACAAGGCGAAAGCCCAAAUGCAGUCAAGAGUAAGAGAACUGGAGGCAGGGGAAAAGCUCCAAAAAGAGGGGUUGGAGAAAGCAAAGGAUGAGAUUCUAUCAUUGCAACAAAGCAUGGUAUCGGUGAAAAACACAAAUGAGGCGCUUCAACAACAACUUCAAGAUCUUCGUAAAACAAACGGAGCGGUGGUGCAGCAAAGAGACUAUCUAGAGGGAAAACUCCAUGACUACCAAGCCGCACAAUCAAUCGACGAUGGGAAUUCCCAAGCUCGAAUUGAGGCUUUGACAAUUGAGAAUACGGAGAACACAAAGCGAUUCGCAGAAGAGGCAGACGAAAACUCGAAGCGAAAGAAAAGAUCAUUGCUCAGCUACGAAAAGCUAAACGCGACCAGUCUCGAAAGGAGGAGGAAUGGAUUUGCUCGCUUGGAAGCAGAGCUCAAAGAUAUACCACAGCUUGACCUGCACAACGGAAAUCAAUUUCAGCUCCAUGCAGAGAACCAAGAACCUGGAAGUAUGAUGGAAAUGGGGAAUCAGAACGAAUCAGCUGAUACAUCGCCAAGAUCGAAAGUUGCAUGGUACCACGGGGAUGGGAACAAGAAGCCUGAUGUGCAGGAUAUGAGCCUCCUGGAGAUAAAACGUCUCGCAAAAAAGUGUAUCCGGAAUCGGAGGUUCUUAUUUGAUCGGAAAACCGAUCGAAGCCUGAACCCUGAAUCAGUCGCUGAGUCUGUCAAGGAAGGAAAGGAGCUAGAGACUGUUGUAGUUUCAAGUGGCGAUGUGAAGGCUAUCAAUCCGCCGAAAGGUUUGGUGAAUUCAUCUACGCGAAACCGGCCAAUAAUACAACUCCCAGAAGGGCACAUUCAGCCCACCAUUACAGAGGUUGUUUGA